AUGACCGACCAGCCUACUAUUCGCCUCGCUACGGCUGAGGAUGUACCCCUCAUUCUUCAGUUCAUUCGCGAACUCGCCGACUACGAGAAUGCCCUGCAUGAAGUUGAAGCCACCGAGGAAUCCCUCCUCGCCACACUCUCUUUUCCGGGUACUCCACCCCAGCGUGGUGCUGUCUAUACAGCCCUGAUCACCCCAGCGCCAUCCGCCGAUACACCUGCGCCAAUCCCCGUCGGCAUGGCCCUGUUCUUUUACAACUACUCAACAUGGCGCGCAGCUCCCGGAAUCUACCUCGAGGAUCUGUAUGUCCAACCUCGGGCGCGCGGCAACGGGUACGGGUUCAAGCUUCUGAAAUACCUGGCCCAGCAGGUGCUUGAGGUGCGCGGGCGACGGCUGGAGUGGAGUGUGCUCAAGUGGAACGAACCGAGUAUUGGCUUCUAUGAGCAGGUUGGGGCAAAGGGCAUGGAUGAGUGGAUGAAGAUGAUGGUCGAGGGGGAUGCAUUGAAUCGCUUGGCAGCGAUGUAG
Penicillium alfredii is the source of this 522-nucleotide messenger RNA. RefSeq names its product GNAT family N-acetyltransferase. The coding region runs from base 1 to 522 and encodes 173 amino acids. Lineage: Eukaryota; Fungi; Ascomycota; Eurotiomycetes; Eurotiales; Aspergillaceae. The record is from RefSeq and is a predicted model, not a curated record. Gene Ontology annotation, biological process: protein acetylation. The transcript is spliced from 2 exons. Gene Ontology annotation, molecular function: N-acetyltransferase activity.